GCUCGGUAGGUGCCAACCAGGCCCGAACGAGCCGAGCGGGCGAGGACAGGCACCGAGGGGGCGCGGCCGCGGCCGGACGACACCGCGAGCGACACUCAGGAGCAGCCCAGGGCCGGACAGCCAGCGCCUUGGCAAUGGAGCGCCUUGUCGCCCGCCGCACCUUUCCCCUGUUCGCGCGCACCAGCGCCUGCCGCAGCCUCUUCGGGCCGGUGGACCACGAGGAGCUGAGCCGGGAGCUGCAGAUCCGCCUGGCCGAGCUGAGUGCCGAGGACCAGCGCCGCUGGGACUACAACUUCCAGCAGGACGUGCCACUGCGCGGCCCCGGACGUCUGCAGUGGACCGAGGUGGACAGCGACUCCGUGCCCGCCUUCUACCGCGAGACGGUGCAGGUGGGGCGCUGCCGCCUGCUCCUGGCGCCCCGGCCCCGCCCGGAGGGCGCAGGCGAUAGCCCGCCCCCCGCGCCGCCGGCCGAGGAGCCCCUCGACGGCCUCGGGGAGGCGCCGGCGCCGCCGUCCGGCGGCCCGGUGGUGGCUCCCGCCCCGGCCCCAGCCGUGGCGCCGCAGGAGAGCGAUGAGCAGGAGGCGGUCCCGCCGCCGCGCAGCCAGGAGCCCCUGGCCGAGCCGCUGCACUCAGGGAUUUCAGGGCGCCCCGCGCCGGGCACUGCCGCUGCCGCCGGUGGCGCCGCCGCCGCCGCCGCCGCCGGCGGGGCUGUUGCCACCACCGCUGCCGCGGGAGGCGCCGCGAUCAAGAAGCUGCCCGGGCCUCUCAUCUCCGAUUUCUUCGCCAAGCGCAAGAGACCCGCGCCCGAGGCCAAGGCGUCGAACGAGGUUCCCGCGGGAUGCGCCGCCCCUGGCGCCGCUCCAGCCGUCGGCUCGGCGGAGCAGACCCCGCGCAAACGGCUGCGAUGAGCGUCGCGCGUACAGAGCCCUGAGAGAGCCCGCGGGGCGGCGGACAGGACAGGAGCGCGGGGCCUCGGCUGGGACCGUCCAUGUAGCAGCA
Messenger RNA from Neogale vison (American mink), 999 nucleotides. RefSeq names its product cyclin dependent kinase inhibitor 1C (gene CDKN1C). Bases 135 to 908 code for a protein of 257 amino acids. The transcript is spliced from 4 exons. The record is from RefSeq and is a predicted model, not a curated record. Gene Ontology annotation, biological process: regulation of cell cycle. Gene Ontology annotation, cellular component: nucleus. NCBI's taxonomy places the organism in Eukaryota, Metazoa, Chordata, Mammalia, Carnivora, Mustelidae. Gene Ontology annotation, molecular function: cyclin-dependent protein serine/threonine kinase inhibitor activity.